This is a messenger RNA of Megalopta genalis, 754 nucleotides long. It is a transcript of the gene Lamtor5, whose product is annotated as Late endosomal/lysosomal adaptor, MAPK and MTOR activator 5. Gene Ontology annotation, cellular component: lysosome; Ragulator complex; cytoplasm. Lineage: Eukaryota; Metazoa; Arthropoda; Insecta; Hymenoptera; Halictidae. The record is from RefSeq and is a predicted model, not a curated record. Gene Ontology annotation, molecular function: guanyl-nucleotide exchange factor activity. Gene Ontology annotation, biological process: cellular response to amino acid stimulus; negative regulation of apoptotic process; positive regulation of TORC1 signaling.
AUGGGAUUCGAUAUGAUAUAUCGAAUUCAUCGAUUAAACCUGUUGCAACAAUAUUUGUCAAAUCUCGGUGUACGGUGAAUUCCUUAUGUCAAAUUGUUUUUAACAAGUUAUCAAUAUUCGGAAAGUGUAUCCAAUAAAACAAUUACAGCAAUAAAAUGGAAAAAAGUUUAGAAAAAACACUCGAUGACGUAAAUAAUAUGGAGGGUAUUGUUGGUUGUAUCUUGGCAGAUCAUACAGGAUUAUGUUUGGGAGUUAAAGGAGAUGCAUCUACAGAGAGUGCAGGAAUAAUUGCAGCUAUUGCUGAUCAAGUUGCAAAGUUGGAGGCAGAUUCGCCAACUGCUAUCGUAGCCCUUCAAAAUGAUAGCAGGAAGUGCCUUAUACAACGCCAAGGUCCCGUGGUAGGUGCAAUUUAUAAGGACAUCUCUAUGUAAAGAAAUGAUUGUUUUCCAAACUAAUAAUACUGGUUAUAUUUAAGCUAAAUCUCAUUGCGUUUAGAAUUAUUUUGUUAAUUGUAUAUCUAUCUAUCCAUCUAUCUAUAUAUAUAUAUAUAUAUAUAUUUAUAUAGAGCCUCUGAGUAAAUAAUUUAAAUGUAAUUUCGUUGUGAUAGGAAUAUUUGCAAUUGCUCGAUCUGAACUGUAUCAAUAUAGAAAAUACAUAAUUAUUAAACUUUAGAAAAUUUAUAUAAUUUCCACAUUGCAGCACUCUUGUAAAUAAGUUUGUAUGUAAAUAUUAAUAAACCAGCAUUUUAACAUAA